Haliotis rufescens (red abalone) is the source of this 1032-nucleotide messenger RNA. RefSeq lists its product as uncharacterized. The record is from RefSeq and is a predicted model, not a curated record. Lineage: Eukaryota; Metazoa; Mollusca; Gastropoda; Lepetellida; Haliotidae. Bases 24 to 893 code for a protein of 289 amino acids. The transcript is spliced from 4 exons.
AAUGCACCUGAUAGUCUUGAAAUAUGUAUGCUGAGCGGCAGGAAAACUUCGGCUUUGUAUCGCCUCUCAGCAGAUAUCAGGUUCCAAUGCUGGAUCACCUGGGCUUAACAGGCAUCGUUCUCACUGGCUUUGUGGAUGCUGAAGACAAGAUGUCGCUUCAUGUACUCGCCAGUCUGACAUUCUGUCUUAGUGUUUCGAGACUGCAGUACACACAUGGUGAAAGCAUUGCGUUUGGCAAACUUGCCAAACAAAGGAAUAAUUAUCCUGGAUAUCCUGCGAGCCGGGCCAUCAAUCCAGUCUACUGGAGAACAGGGUCGUUAACACACUAUGGCAACCCAUCCUGGUGGGAGGUGGACCUGAGGGGCUACUACAGUAUCAGCAACAUCACCCUCACAGCAGCAGACAAUGGAUGGAAUAUGCACAUGGCAAAUGCCUACGUGGAAGUUAUGGACAAAGAUAUCAGCCUCUGCUCUGAUGUCCAGGUGGAGUGGUGUGGGAAUGUGUCCAGCACCGUUGCCAGUGGGGAGAAGUUCACCUUCACCUGCAAUGCUACAUUUCCCAUCCGCUUCGUCCGUGUCACAAGACGAUCUACAGGAAAUGUUCUUUUGAGUAUCGGCCAAGUUGAUGUUCAAGGUGUCGGGGCUACAAAGCGAUACCGUUCCUACUACACACCCACAACAAACAGGAAGGUGUCGAUCCCAUCCUUCACUACAUCAGCCGUAACAGCUGGCGAUUGCGGCAUCCUUUGUCACCAAAACCAUUCAUGUAUCGACUUCAGCUACAGCACAACUGCAUCGACUGAAGCGAACUGUCUGCUAUCCAACAAGGAAGUGCCUCAGAAUUCUGUGGCAAGCAAUGCCUGGACCAUGUACACCCUGGACAACUGCCUGUAAACACCCAACUCAAACUGGAACCCUGGACCGAAACUUGGAAUCUGACUGGAAGUGGACACGAGUAAUGAAAACAAAACACUAUUACUAUUUAUACUGUUAUCAAGAGGAUUAAAAUAAAAUGUGCAUGCGCACGAAUCAG